CUUAGUUGCUAAAUUUAAUAAAAGUAGUGAAUAAAAUAGGAAAAUAGAAAACAAAACCUAACUACUAUUGGGCUGGACCUCAAAUGUGCAGGAACAGGCCCAGUCCAAUUGGGGUCAUCCCCAAUCUCGCUACAGGAGCAGGGAGCCGUGGCGGGCAUCCAUGGCGCCCCGGCCAGCUGCCGGCUAUCCCGCGGCUCCCCCUGUUGGUUAAGGGCGCCACCAGCAGCCUCCGGCCCCUCUGGAACCCUAGCCCCCAAAUCCCCCAUCUCCCUCUCCCUCGCCCGCUCUCUUCGCCCCGCGCGAGAUCGCCGCGUCACCACCGCUGCGUCGUCGUCACCACGACCAACGAGCUCUCCGCCGCGGGAGAACCUACCAGGAGCCCCGCGUCGCUCGUCCACACCGUCCUCGCCCGCAAGCUCGAGCCGCGGAGGUCGUCAUCGCCGGAUCGGGCAUCUUCCCCUGUUUUGGUCGCCGCCAUCCCGCCGCGUCGUUCAGCUCCUCCGGUCCUCCCCGAGCCUCUACGGCCUGUCCCCGGCCUCCCCGAGAAUACCAUCCGCCCCCUGACCCCGAGACCGGCGCUGAUGCCACUGAGUACGACUAGGUCCCGAUGAACCCUUCUUGCCAAAGCAACCAGGCAAGCCCCCCUUUGAUCACCACAUAUCGCCUAUCUUCUCUCUACUACUUGCAUUAGAGUAGUGUAGCAUGUUACUGCUUUCCGUUAAUCCUAUCCUGAUGCAUAGCCUGUCCUUGCUACUACUGUUGUUACCUUUACCUGCAAUUCUAAUGCUUAGUAUAUGAUGCUAGUUUAUCAUCAGUGG
Triticum aestivum (bread wheat) is the source of this 818-nucleotide messenger RNA. RefSeq lists its product as uncharacterized. Lineage: Eukaryota; Viridiplantae; Streptophyta; Magnoliopsida; Poales; Poaceae. The coding region runs from base 84 to 611 and encodes 175 amino acids. The transcript has 2 exons. The record is from RefSeq and is a predicted model, not a curated record.